Molecule: messenger RNA, 2220 nt
Organism: Sitophilus oryzae (rice weevil)
Lineage: Eukaryota; Metazoa; Arthropoda; Insecta; Coleoptera; Curculionidae
Exons: 4
Coding region: 1-2220 (739 amino acids)
Source: RefSeq, a predicted model, not a curated record
AUGCGAAAGCAAACUGCUGACAUACGUGCUCAACCCGGCAACAGUGCUGACAAGGGCUCGCUACAACGACGUUUAGCAAAAAACCCCGAUUUACAACAACAAUACGCGGAUUUUUUAAACGAAUAUAAGCAGUUAGGACACAAGACACAAAGACACACUAGUACCAGCAUCAAAUUGAUGCUUGCAUCAGAAGGGCUACCUAGUGACCUGGAGUCCUUGCGUAAGUUGUACUACCGCUUCCACAACGCCUAUGGUAUUGGUUCAACUGAAGUUGAUGCAGAUCUUUCAGCUUUCAGGUCAUUCUUUUCUGCAGGCCUUCACCAAGAGCUUCAAAAAAUUAGGGAAAGUCAUGGCAAAUAUUAUUCAGUGGUUCCCCAAAUAAGAAUAGGGAGUCACUCAGGACUGUUCACAGGUAGAUUUUGUGCUUUGCCGCUGAAAGAUAAUAGCAGCAAGUUAGAGAAGAAGUUUGCGAAAAAUGCAGUCCUCAAAGAAGAAUAUUCAGCAUUUAUUCAAGAAUAUAUCGAUUUGGGACACAUGAGUAAAAUUGAGAUUCAGAAUGAUUCUCUAAAUAAUAUAUGCUAUUUACCACAUCACGGUGUCAUAAAUGAAGGUAGUACUACUACAAAGCUACGUGUGGUGUUUGAUGCUAGUUCAAAAACCUCUAGCAAUUUUUCAUUAAAUGAUGUAUUGAUGGUUGGGCCAUGUAUUCAAGAUGAUCUGUUUGAUAUCUUGAUUAGAUUUCGACAACAUAGUGUAGUAUUGACAGCAGAUAUUACAAAAAUGUACCGACAGGUGAAUGUUGAUGUUCAGCAGCGUGACUUACAAAGAAUAUUGUGGCGCGCGGAUUCUGAUUCAGAGCUUGAACAUUAUAGACUAAAUACAUUAACGUAUGGUACUGCACCUGCGGCCUUUUUAGCGACUAGAUGCCUCGUGCAGAUUGCCUUAGAUAUUGAAGAUAGAUUACCAGAGAUAAGCAAGAUAAUAAGAAAACAGUUUUAUGUAGAUGACUUAAUCUUAAGUGUAGAGUCAGUUGAAAAGGCUAUAGAGAUAGCAAAAUGCAUUUAUGAAGAACUUAGUAAAUACGGGUUUCCAUUACGAAAAUGGUCUUCCAACUAUAGAGAAGUACUGGAUGGUCUUCCCUUUGAAAAAGCAGAUAAUAUGGGGUAUAUUAUAGCAGACAAUGAAUGCAAUAAAACAUUGGGAAUAUUUUGGAGAGCAAAUUCUGAUGCGUUGCAAUAUGUAGUGGAGAAACGAUUUAUGAAUUAUGCUGAUGUAACAAAGCGUGUGAUAUUGUCGAUAACAUCACAAAUAUUUGAUCCGUUAGGCUUACUGAGUCCUGUCAUCAUAAGAACAAAGAUUUUGCUACAAAGACUUUGGCAGUUGAAAUUACUUAAGGACGAAACAAUUCCGAUAGAUUUGGCUACAACAUGGAAUGAAUUUUAUAAGCAAUUUGCAUGUCUUAAUGAAAUCAGGAUUCCCAGGCAAAUUGCAAUAUUAGAUGCUGUUAGAUUUGAGAUUCAUGGGUUUUCUGAUGCCAGUGAGCAAGCUUAUGGUGCCUGUUUGUAUCUUCGUUCCAUUAAUGCAGCUGGUAACAUUCUAGUACGUCUGAUUUGUGCCAAGUCUCGUGUAGCUCCGAUAAAGCAGAUUAGUUUACCGCGUUUGGAACUAUGCGGAGCUGUGAUAUUAGCUCGUUUAACAAAAAAGGUUAUUGCUGCGUUAGAUAUAAGUCCUGAUGAUAUAUAUUUGUGGACAGACUCUACAAUUGUGCUGGGGUGGAUUGCGGAACAGCCAAGUAGGUGGAAGGUUUUCGUGGCUAAUAGAGUCGCAGAGAUACAAGAACUCACUACAGGUUAUUAUUGGAAACACGUUGAAUCUGCCGACAAUCCAGCUGACAUCAUAUCGAGAGGCACACAACCUAUAUUGCUUAAAAACUUAGAUUUGUGGUGGUUAGGACCUCCAUGGCUUAGAGAUAAUCUAGACAAAUGGCCAAAAACUGAGCAUAAUAUGUAUACAAGUUCUAUUCCUGAACAACGAAAUGUUAAGUUUACUUUUACCAGCGUACUUAUCGAUUCUGAAAUUUUUACACGGUAUUCUUCAUUAUAUAAAUUAGUUCGGAUUGUAGCAUUAUGCUUUAGAUUUAGUAAAAACUCCAGGUGUACGGUAGGUAACAGGAAUUUUGGUGACAUAUCAAAUACAGAAUUUGACGAAGCAUUGUUUUGA